Mya arenaria is the source of this 10074-nucleotide messenger RNA. RefSeq lists its product as uncharacterized. Bases 142 to 9240 code for a protein of 3032 amino acids. The record is from RefSeq and is a predicted model, not a curated record. The transcript has 11 exons. Gene Ontology annotation, biological process: homologous chromosome pairing at meiosis; synaptonemal complex assembly; male meiotic nuclear division. Gene Ontology annotation, cellular component: nucleus. NCBI's taxonomy places the organism in Eukaryota, Metazoa, Mollusca, Bivalvia, Myida, Myidae.
GCGACGCGUUUUAUUUAGCCUCGUUUUGAAAUUGCACAAUCCGUUUCGUGUUCUUUAUUUCAAUAUUUUUUGGACAAUAUUGUAGGCUUUUCUGUUGCUAUCUGUAUAUUGGUAAUGCGGAAACGAAACUAGUCAAGCACCAUGGCAGGAAAGAUUGGGAAAAAGUUUAAAAGCUUGCCCAAGUUCCGGAAGCAGGAGAGUAAAGAUAACCUCCGGCAACUAGACAUAAAUGGGCGAGAUUGUCAGGAAAUUAUUAAUGCUGUGAGACAUACAUACUUGGACAGUAACUUCCAGACAGCAUGGGAACUGAAGUCGGCAUCACUUGUGGAAAAUAGGGAGCUGCAGGAGAAAUACAGAGCCAAGAAGGCCGACAUGAAGGAGGAAGGAAGGAAUAUUUCCGAUCAUUACGCCUUCCUUGUGUUUCGUGACGGAAACCAGGUGCCUGCUAUUGUCAAAAACGGGCUGAAGUGUCGCGGACUGUCGUAUAAUGGAUUAGGUGACAGCAAGAUGGGUGUGUAUGUCUGGAGGAACGCAGAUGUGCAGAUAAGGGUCUCUGAGGGCUGGGGAAUUAACAUGUGUACGCUGAUGGUCUUCAAGAUGAUGAUGGGAAAAUGCAAGGUGAUAGCUCCAUCAACAACUCCUGACAAUGUAAUAGAGCCUACACCUAACUUUGACAGCCACGUUCCUCAAAUGAUGGCGAAGCCUAGUGACACUAUAGCUACCCAGAUUGCUAGGUCACAGAUAUACCUGUAUGAGUACAAUGAUGAUUGUGAGCCAACUGAAUUUCCCCGCCAAUGCCUACCCUAUGCCCUUCUUGUCUAUGAGAAGUCAGACAAUCCAAUCCCCAAGCCCAUCAAAGCCCCCACCCACCAAUAUGCCAUACGCCCUUCAGAGAGGAUAAAACUCUCCAGGUCAAGUAAGAGAGAUGAGGAACCUGCCAAAAAGCCCGAAACUAAGGACAAAAUUACUGCACCAAAUUAUGCACCAGAGAUGAUUGAUUUGUGUGUUCCUAGAUUGUCAAAAGCUGAUACUAAGGACAGGACAGAGGUUGUUGAAACUAUGGCAAAUUCUUUAGAUUCUUUAUCUCAGUCAAGUGAUAGAAGCGAAUAUGGACUCUGUGUACCUAGGCUGACUUCAGGUCUUCCAUCAACCAGAGAUGGGUCAGAAAUUAGGGAUGCUCCUUCAGCAGCUAGUGUAAGCUCUGUCCCACCAAGCGAUCCAAGGUCGCAACUCAGCUUUCUUCAGACUACCAUGUAUCAGCCGUCUUUUGGUCCAAGUGAUGAUGAAGCUGAAAUGUCUCCAAUUGUUGAUGAAGAUGGUGACACAGUUCUAGAUCUUAAUGCACUCCUGCAGAAACCUAGAAUGCCCAGCCUGCCUCCAAUAAAUCUGCCAUUCAUAACAGACACUAGGCAGCUUCGAGAUGAUUUUAACGAGUUAGAGGCUGGAAUCCCACGGGAUCCGAGGCUUCAUAAAGCAUCUGUACCUGUAAGUGUUCAAAGUGAUCCAAGAUUAAGAAGAGAAGAUCCUCGGCUUCAAACUAGAGGAGAGCCACCUCCUAGAAGGCAUGAAACUAGAUAUGAGCACAAGCCGAAAUAUAGAAGUUCAAGAAUGGAUAAUAGAUACUCUAGAAGCGACUCUACACAAUCGAGAGAAAGAAAGAAACUUUCUCUUGGUGACUAUAAGAAGAAAGUUAAUGCUGUCAGUGUGCAACCAGAAUUCUUCGAUCCUCAUGAACCACUAGAGCCACUGCAUGCCUCUAUUAUAGCAAACCCUAAUGUGCAAUCAGUGAAGAACCCCCUUUUAGGCAGUCAAACUCUGCUUCAAAGAUCAGACCCACCAAAUACUACUUAUUCUAGUCAAAUAAAUGUUCAUAGGGAUCCUCGGCUAAAUCGAACACAGGAAGCAAGUACAAGCUUCAGAGAUCCUCCUGUGCAAAUUCAAAGUAACACAGAACAUAGAGACCCUAGAGUAUUGUAUACUUCAGACACAUCUGGUGUACCUCUUGAUCCAAGACUGAUCAGCUCAACUGUAAAUUCUAAUUCCAAUCUGCAAAAUUCUGGACAAUAUAAUCAGGAUCAAGCUAUAAAUAAUGAAACAUUGGUUUCAGAGGCUAGUGCUAUUAGUGGAGAUUUUGUACAUGAACCAGAUGAUAUGGCAAAGGCCUUGAAUGAACUUUCAGAUCCAGAUGAUACCAGCCAGUCUCCAAAAAGAGCUUCCUCCCCUGAAAUUGAUGAUCCAACUCUUGCAGGAGCAAUGAAAAAGCUUGUUGAGCACUCUGCAGAUGUUUCUCUGUUUACUGAAGCUCUUAAAAGCUUGCAAGAGUCUGCUGCAGACUUUGGUGACCAGCUUAAUGAUCCAGAAUUCCUUGUUAAGAAAAUUGCUGAGAAGAUUGAAGACCUUACUCAAGUAAAACAAGAGAAAGAGAGAUUAGAACGUGAAAGAAGUCAGAAAGAAAAAGAAAUAUUAGAAAGGAUAAAUAGAGACAGGUUGGAUAAAAUGGAAAAAGAGAGAUUGGCUGAACUUGAAAGAGAGGAAAGAGCUGAUGCAUUGUUUAUGGAAGGUUUUGAAGAAGGUGAAGAUAUAGAUUUGAGACCAAAGAUAAUUGGGAAAAUAAUUGCAGAUAUUCAGUCACCAGAUUCAGUCCUGUCUCCAGAUGUUUCAAAUGAUGCUAAAUAUGGUGAUUCUCAGGUGAAAUGUAUUCCUCUUGAGACUUCAGGAAAUGUAGAAAAUAAGGUUGACGGUGGUACUAGUUCUGCAUUAAAUGAAGCAAUGAGAAAGACACUUGAAGAACUCAGUAAAACUGAAAAGCAAACAGCAGUAAACCCAAACCCAAGAAACAGACUAAGAAAGAGUCGUUUCGAACCGCAAGUAAAAGGGACAGAAAAUAAUAGUGUCGAAGAUCUUGAAAGCAUACCAGUUCCCCCUUUGCCAGAAAAAGAUCAGGUUAAAUCCCAUAUUUUAGAACCAAAAUCUUCAAAUGUGUCACAAACGUCACCAAAAGAUUCAAAUCAUGAUAAAUUACAACUAAAGAAAGGCAGUCUAGGUGAACUUGUUAGAAAGAGGGCACAGCAUCCUGUAGUGGAAAUUGACCCAUCUACCAAUAAUGCUGUUGUUGAAGACAGACAAAAUGUUGGGGAUAGAUUAAAUGAGAGUAAUGACUUGCAAUCUAGAGUAAUGGAAUUUCAUGGAAGUCAUGAACAAUAUCAAUAUAGUGGAUUUGAUACAGAUAGCCCUAGGGGUCGUGGUAGAGGCAGAGGAUUAAGAGAUAUAAGAGGAAUGGAACAUCAACACUAUGGCAGAGGAAAGGAUGAAUAUGUUGAAAGAGGUAGAGGAAGAUUUGUAACCAGAGCUGGUUAUGAGUCAAGGAAUUGGGAAUCGCCAGACAAGAGACAUUAUGAAAGAGAGUACAGGAAAUCUAGAAGUCCUGACAGAAGGCACAAUGAAAGAGCUAAUAGUCGUUCUGCAGAUAGAGAAACAAGGUCAAGAGAAAGGGAGAAUGAUUAUGAAAGUUACAGGGACAGAGAUGGAAGGCAUUAUAGAGAUAUUGAAAAACAUUCAAAAGAAAAUGAGAAUAGCGCUUCAAUUGAAAAACAGAUGGAUUAUCAAAAACAGGAAAAACCUGAAACAAAAAUUGAAGAAAACAUGCAGAGGCUUCCAUUUGAAAAGGGAAUGGUAAAUAGUCCAGUGAUGAUAAAACCUAAAGGUAUUAGACUUCGCAAUGAGAGUCAUGAACAUUUAGAUGAUGAUGAAGAUGAAGAUAUUGAUCUUAGAAGUGGUUUUCCAGCACAUAAAAAUGUGCUUGGAGGACUUAAAGCAAAGACAGGUAAGCCACAAAUCAAGUUCAAUCUGAAGAACAUGUCUCUUAGUCAAAAUAAAGGUCCACAAUCAGAAAGUAAUGAAAAAUAUAUUGAUAAGCAUGAGGACAGUGACGGAAGAAAUCAAAAUAUUCCAGCUGAAACAUUGACAACUGACAAGUUAAGCAAGAAUGAGAAUAAACAAUCUGAACUUUAUGAUCCAUUUGAUUUAAGUGAUGUUGAUGAAAGAGAAUCUGUUGAAAUGGACUUAGAUAGUGACAUGGAUAAAAGUGACAAUGAAGUUGUUAAAGUAUCUGUUGAGCUUGACUACGGUGAUGUUGACUUAAGGUCAAAUGACAGAAGCAGUAAUGAAAACUCCCAACAAGAACAUGUAGGUGAUUAUGAUUUUAGAAAAUCACAAUCCAGAAGUUUAUCACCGCCUGGGAGAGAAAGCAGUUCAGAGAGAAAAAAACGGCAGACAAAAUUCAUUGAUCCAUUCGGUCUUGAUGAGGAAUUUCAUCCUGCUCAUUUGGCUGAAAAUAUUUCAGAUUCCCGGUUGUGGGAUGAUACUUUGAAAGACAAUAGAAGUCAAACAGGUUUUAAUAAAUCAGGAUCAUCUGUAAAAAAGGUUGUGCAAGAGUUGAGUGCAAGUCAAGACUCGAAUUCCAGUGAAGGACCAGGUAUGCUUUUUGAUGCAUAUUCCUUAGGAGGAAAAAAGGAAACAGUAAUGCCAUUGAAUGAAUUUGGUGAUUAUGAUUGGAGACAGGCAGAAUCUAAGGAAAAAUCUCUCAGAGUAUCACUCGGCCCUGGAUUAACAAGUUAUACUGACUCACAAUUAAAGCAGUUUAAUGAAAGUAUUCACAGUUUGUUUCCUCAUGGUGUGCAAAGGCCUAACCCUAAUGCAGAUAUUACCAUUCAGAGGCAGCAAAAUCAGCAUGUCAUUGGAGACACACCAUCCAGCUCUCAAUCUGGUGACGGUGAAAGUCUGAAAAAAGUUAUGCUGGGUCUGGAUUUUUCUAACAUAAAGAACAUUUUGUCUACUGUUAAACAUCGUGUCGGUGGCAUUGUUGAAAAUAAUAAUGAAGGCAGUAAUUCUGAAGCUGAUAACAACCAAGGCAGAGGAUUUCCAAAUUCAGAUGGACCCCAGCAGGAUUCAUGGAAUCAGCAGAAAGAAAAACCAGGACUGGCAAUUCCUGGUUUUGGAGGUUUUGACGAGCCAGUAAUGGACAACAUACCACAGAGUGCAAAGGAGUUUAGUCAUGGGAAGUUUGGCAAGAAUGCCAGUGAGGAUUCUAAAAAUGCUUCUGGGUUUGGACCAGUCAGUAAGGAUUCUUUUUGGAACUCUGAACAUAGAUGGGGUAGAAAUAAAACGGAUACUGAUGAUAGAAAUAGGGGCAAUGUUGAAAAACAUGAAGUAGCAAAGACAAGUAAAGGUGUUUCUGAGAAGCUGAAAGGUGUUGAGAAAGAGGAAGUCAAGUUAGAUAUGAAAAGUGUUUUUGAUGCUGAAGCAAGGAAAAUAAAGCCGGGAAAAGUAUCAAGUUUGACUGCUGAGAAGAAAAUUGAUCAAGGAAACUAUUCAACUCCAAAGAGCAAAAACCAGUACGAUGAUGAUGACUUUGAUGAUGAUAUUUCCACUCCUUUACCAGAUAUUUCAUAUCAGUCUGCUUUGCUUGAAUCCAUGGAACAAUCUGCUCUUAAACUCAGAGGAGAUGAUGAUGAAACUCCUUAUAAAGACUACAGAACACUAGAAAAAACUCCUUACGGUAAAAUAGCUACUGACAGUGAAACUGAUAGAAAGUCUCGGAAAAGAAUCUUAGAGUCAAGUUUAGAAAGCUUUACCAUACCAGUUUCAAAACAGUCCAAACUAGAAAGUGUGGAAGAUUUUAUCACUCUAGAUGAUUCUGACAAAGACAUUGAUGAUGAUAGUGAUGACGAUGAUGAGGGUUUAAUGAUUGCCAGCGAUGUAGAGGAGGAAGAUGAAGGGCUUGUUAUUGACCUUUGUCCUACAACACCAACCACAAAAUCUUCAAGCAAAAAGAAGAUUCCUGAUGAAGAAGAAACCAGUGUAGAUGACAACCAGGAAGAUCCAAGAGCUGAAACACCUACAAUAAUAGAUGAUGAGCCCACUGAAACCAUUGGUGCCGAGUUGGAAUCGGAUCCAAAUCACAUGGAGAUUGCAUCAAGCAGUAACGAAAUGAGGUCAGCGAUAGAGAAAAGUCGUAAAAACAUGGUGAUUAAAUUUAAAGGAGAUACGAAGAAGGUCAACCCGAAAACUGGAAAAACGUAUAGUGAAAACAUAGGAUCAUCCAUUGAAGUUGUUGGACAAUCAUCUAGGGUCAAGAAAGACACUUCUAGCCCACAAUCUAUUAACAAUCAGAACUUAACAUCAACAUCUCAAAGCUCCAUACUCCAUCUCCCAUUGUCAACUGCUUCUCUUCAGCAUCAGUCAGACUUCCCAGUUGGAAAGUUCAAACCCAUAGGAUCAACAGAGCCAAAAAUUACAAAACCAUCCACACCGGAGACUGAAUCUUCCCCAGUAAACAUGUUUGCUCCUAUAGAGGAAAUGCAAGAUAAAGUUUCCCCACCUGUUUCUCAAGUGCCAUAUAGAAUGCUUCCGCCAUUGCCUUCAACAGUAAUUCCUGUUAAUCAACUCGCCCAGUCACUAUCUGGACAACCACUUAAAUUUGACACUGGUUCAUCAAUUUUACCGCCAUUACUUCCUUUCCCUGUUCAGAGGCAACUAUUUCAUCCUCAUUCUGGUGGUCCUCAUCAUUUGCCUGGUCACGGUUAUGGACCAGCUGAAUCAAGCCAAGCAUCAGCUUCGUCUAGCUUGGAUAGGUCAUCAAAAGACCCAUACGAAUGGUUUAAAGAUAAAGUGGAUCCAUCUCCAGGUCCAAAAUCAUUGGAUGCUAAAGAUCCAGCUAAUUGGUUUGCAGAUAAGAUUGGUAAAAAGGAGACUAAGUGUGAGGAGGAUUUUAGGUCUAAAUCAAAAGAUUACAGUGAUAGUGAAAUGAAGGCAAAAAGACAGAAAAAGAGAAAGAAGAAGGAUAAGGAAAGUCCGAGAAAAAGUUCAAGGAAAAUAAAAAGUGAACAUGAUCAUAGUCCUAGUCCUAAAAAGAUCAAAUAUGAAAUGGACGGUAGGAAUAAAUCAGAAAGUCCGAAAAAGCUUGAAAAGAAAAGACAUUCAGAAAUCAAACUUGAACGAGAAAGUCCGAGCUAUUUUGAGAAGAGAGGACAAUCACAAAGGCAGGAAGAGAGUGAUUCCAAAAAUCUGAUAACUGCUGAUGAAAUCAAUCAAGACAAUAUAAUAAGGGAUGUAUCGAAUCUGAAAUCUGAUGUUGAUGGACAAACACUUAAGACUAGUGGUGAGGGUAAGAAAUGUGUAAAUGAAUUUGGGAACAAGAUUCUUGAGUCUUUGUCAGAAGUGAAGAAAGUGAAAAAAACUACUAAUGACAAACCUCAGUCAACUGAAUCGCCGAAGAAUAUACAUGAAAUGAAAACUGCAAGUACUCCUGAAAAAAUACGAAAUAAAGUAGCAAAACCAUUGCCAGUGAAAAUAGACUUAUCAAUAAAAGAGAAAAAAGAUAUCCAGUCACCCGUAAAAACAACUGAGAAAAUGAAAAAAGAUGAUGGUCUGAUUGUCAUUGAGUCGGAUGAAUCAGAAUUAGAAGAUGGGGAGAUAUCUGAUGACUCGGAUGAUGGAGUUGAAGAGAUAGUGAAUGAUAGGAAAGACACAAGAACUGUUGUUGAACAUUAUAGUAGGUCUGCAAGUGAAAGACUUGGCCCAUAUCACAGGGAUCAGUCCGAUUAUCUCGAUACUCCAAAAAGAAAUGUGAAUUUUAGAAAUGAUUAUGAUGUGCGUCAGGGCAGAAGAUACACAAGUAAAGGUGAAAAAGGUGCUCAAUACUGGUCUGAUAUUAUAUCCAAUCCAGACACAAGAGAGGAAAGAGUGAAAGCUACAAGGAUUGAGUCACCUUCUCUUAGGAAAUUAGAACCAACAGUGCAUAAGGAUACAGAACUGCUUAAAUCUGUAGCUUCCUUUACAAAAGCUAAACAAAAAGUGCAAGCAGUUUGCCAGGCAAAGACAUUGGAAGAAUGGCUAAAAGUAGAGUUAGAAACGGAUAGUGUUGAGCAUUUAAAGGAUAUUGUUCCCUACCCCCUGCAUACAGAUUUGACUACAUUUCCUAAGGCAAGGCGUAGGAAAGUAAAACUUAAAGUAAAACAAACAAUUGAGCAAGAAGCAAAGAAAAGAGGCCAGACAGCACCUUUUGCUUCGAGUAGUCAGCAAGCAUCUUCCACUCUACAAAGUGAUCAACAAUCUCAUAUAGAAGUUGAGGAGACUUAUAAAAAUGAAAGUUAUCAAAAUAUUCCAUCUUACACCAGAAAUCAACAAAACUUCCAACAUGGGCAAUUUGGACAGAGGUUCAAUCAACAAGGUGGUUAUCAGCAGAGGAAUGAUCCCCCCUGGAACCAGAAGAGACAAUAUCAGAAUAGGGGACAGGGUGGGAGAGGAAAUAAUAUAACUGUUGGUGAACGAGGGAAUAAUGUAAAUAUUAGUGAACGAGGGAAUAAUUUGAAUAUUGGUGGAAGAGGAAAUAAUAUAAAUAUCAGUUGCAACCAACCUGGACAAAGAAAUGCUCCCGCACACCAGCCUGAGGUUGUUGUGAUUAAUGAUGAGCUGGACCAGGUUACGCCGGAGAAGCAGCCUCAAACUGAUCCCAACUUCAUUAAAAUCAGCUACUCCCCUGAAGUUCACAAUGACCAAUUGGAAAGAGAAUUGGCACUUGUUAAAAGAACACUUUUAGAGAUCAAUAAUCGAGUACCAAAAUCAGGCCCUAAUUUUACAAGCCUUAAUGAAUCAGAGUCUUUCCCAUAUAGAAUGAAAGUAUUAGAAGACAAGAGAAAGGUUGUAGCAUUAAAUAUGGUGGAGGGUGAAAUACGGACAUUGUUGAAUAAGACUUCUUUUUACGGCUAUCCACAUAGAAGAGUACCUGAGGAGCUUUUGCUGAACUCCGAAAGGAACACCUUUAAAUCACUUGAAGAAGAUGUGUUUCUUAUUCUCAUGAUGCCUAUCUCAGUGAAACCUUACAUGAAACUCCUACAGAUGAAACUAAACAUUGAAGAAAAAUUGCAUCUUAAAGAAAACGCUCAAACUCCGACUGAAGUGAAAGAAAUCAAUGAUCAGCUGAAUUCAAUGCAUUCUCAGAGGCAGUCGCUUUUACGAUCAUUUACUGGUUACCUGAACAAGAAGCGGAUUCAGAAGAUUCAAGACACAGUGGAUAAGUACACUUUGGUGUAUGAGCACUUUAAGGGGCUAAUGCCUCCGACUCCGGACUCCAUGUUGAAGCAUGUCAGAACAACACAGAUGGAUUUAAGACAACAUCUCAUACUGGCCAAACAGUAUAUGGCAAUGGAUGAACUUCACCACAAUCCACCGGCUGUAUAGGCCAUUGUACAAAAUACUGCCUCUUGUAUCUUAGUUUUUCAAAUUAUUGAAAAGGUGUCGGUAUCUGUCUGUCCGUGUUUAGCUAUGAUCAUUACAUUCAGUUUACAAGAUUCAAGAAAUGGCUGUAUUAUUAGCUCUACAGUUUGGCUCAAGACAUUGAUUGCAUGCCAUACACAUUUGAAUUAUUCUAUGUUUUACCUUUUCAGGAUGUGCUAAGCAAAAUACUGUUCUUCAUUACAAAAAAAAGUUAAUCAAGCUAGGACUUGAUUUAAAUGAAUAAUAUGCAGGUCAUUGACCUUCAAACAAAGAUAACAUUAAUUAUCCCAAUUUUAUCUAGGAAUAGUAAAUCCAUAACAAUUUAUGUAUAAACUUAAAACUAUUGACAUGCUAGUGAAUAGCUGCAUUUAAUCAAGAUUCUUAGACAUAUUAGGAGCGUAGGUUUGACAAGUGAUAAUAAGUCAUAAUAUUUGUAUCCACAAAAAUGUCUCAUUUCAUGACAAAAUAAUUUUUAGCCAUAUUUUGGAGCUUAACUUAACCCAAGUGCUUUUGUAAUAAAAUGUACAUAUUGUUAAUAUUAGGUCACAAAUUUUUAAUGGCCAUGCACAUAAAAAUGUCUCUUAUCAUGCCAAAUAAAUUUCAUUACUGGUUGAUGGUAUUCUGUAAAUAUUUCCAUUUUGUAUUCAGUGUGCAUGUUUAUGUUGUUCCUUCAUAAAACUAUUCUAUUGUCAAUGAAUUGCCUCCAUUUAGAAUCUACAUGUAUACAGACUUAUUUAAACUUCCACUGUCGACAGUGGGUGUAUAUUUGUAAUGACUUUUUGAAAUAGAUACUACAUG